This is a messenger RNA of Pseudomassariella vexata, 1644 nucleotides long. RefSeq lists its product as uncharacterized. Bases 1 to 1644 code for a protein of 547 amino acids. The transcript has a single exon. The record is from RefSeq and is a predicted model, not a curated record. NCBI's taxonomy places the organism in Eukaryota, Fungi, Ascomycota, Sordariomycetes, Amphisphaeriales, Pseudomassariaceae.
AUGAUUCGCCCACUGUAUCUCGCGGGGCGUCUGAGGUCCUUCCAGAUACUCGCCUUGUUUCUUGUCUUCUGUAUUCUUCUCACUUCAUACCGGUCGUACCAUGGAAACCAUCCUCCCCCCAGCAUCUACGAUUACACGGAUGGGAAUACGGCCGAGACACGGCUCAACGACACAUCAACUGACCCCAAGGCAUCAGAAGAGUUCAGAUAUUUGACGGAUUUGGUCCACCAAUACGGUCUUACCAAAGACAUUCCUUGGUUUGCACAAAGGAUACGGCCAACGUUUAAGUCAAGUUCGAGGAGUAGUAUGACGAAGGUGUCGACAAGAUUUCUGUCACACGGUUUGUGUAGGGUUCGAACGGAAGACGACGAGGGUCUCGAACUGCGCGCCGAAAAGGCUCUUCAGCUUUCUGUGAGCAAGUCGCCUACACCCGAUCAAAUUGAUGCAUCCUCCCUCAUCUUCGGGAUAUCCACUUCGUACGACCGCAUCGUCUACUCAAACGUCUCACUCAUCAACGACUGGGCGCGCUGGCUCACCGAUGGAAAGGGACGCUCGAAUGGCGCCAGUCUGGUGCUUUCAUUGCACCAUGCUAGCAAAGUAGAAGUGGGUUACGUCAGUACCAAGAUGAGGGAGGUAGGUAUUGACGCCGUGGUCUUAUCUAACGAUAACCAUUUGGACAUUACGGCACGCUAUGUUGAAAUGGUGCGCAUGCUGACUCAUCGCAAUGAAGAAUUGACAAAGGAGGGCCAAGAGAAGAAUUUACUCGCCUUGGUCGAUGACGACGUCUUCUUUCCGUCACUGGGAAGGCUGCUUGGAGAGGUGGGCAAGUUUGAUGCCAGGAAAAAUUUGUAUCUCGGCAUGCCAAGCGAGGCGGCGGACUGGACUACGGAGAACAACAUUACCAUGACAUACGGCGGAGGCGCAGUGUUCUUCUCAGUACCUAUGGCGGCCACACUGUCUAAAUUGCCGUGUCUGAAAAAUGAGGGGUCAGAUGAGGCAGCUUACUCGCAAGGAAAUGGGCAAUGGGACGAGCUACUGUAUAGCUGCGUUACACGGCACACCAACGAGGAUCUCGAUGUUAUUCCAAGCUUCUAUGUGCCGAAAGACGGCCAUUACGGCCUACGAACUGGUUAUGAGGGAGGGGUACAGCCAAUGACGCUGCAUCACUACAAACACCGUCACCGAUUCGAGCCGUGGAAAGCGCAUAUGGUGACGUCUUUGUGCGGUGAAGACUGCUUCUUGCAGAGGUUCUGGUUCAAAGAUGGGUGGAUUCUGGUCAAUGGUCACACUAUCUCACAUUAUCCGGAAGGAGUGGAUGUAACUCCACUGAAGAAGAGCUCUCUUCUAAUGACGCAGCACAAUCGCGAGGAGAGAGAGGUCAAGACGGCAAAACGGCUUAUAGUCGAUGACGUGGAGGGUAGGAAUGAUAGGAAUAUCGUUUCAUGGACGGGCGCUAAGAGGACCUGGAGGUUGAUUGAUGCAAGAAUAGGCGCCAAUGGUGCAGUGUGGCAGGCAUAUGUCAAACGAAGAGGCCCGGCGAUUUCGUACGGGGACGACGAUGAUCGGCUGCCGGACGAUAAAGUGCACACGCAAGAAAAGCCAUCAGACGUGGACUCCAUAAUAGUCUUGAUUUGGGAACCGUAA